AUGGGAGACAAGAUUAUUAUAAAAAAUCUUCUCGUACGAAAUGUUACAGGAGUAGACUCCUGGGAACGUUUAAAACGUCAACCAGUUUUGAUUAACUUGACCCUUAAUAAAAACAUUUCUAAAGCUGGAGAAAAAGAUAAACUUACAUACUCCAUUAAUUACGGAACUGUUUCAAAGGCUGUCUCCAAAUUUGCCGAAGAUUCUAUCUGUGAUUCUGUCGAGGUUUUAGCGGAGGGAAUAGCUAAAAUUUGCGUAAACGAAUGUCAUGCACCUCGAGUUACCGUUCGUGUGGAAAAGCCUCGCGCUUUGCUGCAUGCUGCUUCCGCAGGUGUCGAAAUAAUACGUACUAAAGAAGACUAUGAUCAUGUUGGUUCAAAUUCAAAUACACAACCUAAUUAUAUUAAUAGCCAUCAAGAUUUGAUAUUUAUUAAAGAUUUGAGAUUAAGUGCGAUUAUUGGCGUCAAUCCAUGGGAACGUGAAGAAAAGCAAACCGUGAUAUUGAAUUUAACAAUAUAUUCCAAUCUUAAUGUUAAUUCUUCACAAAAUGAUGCCGUCACCAAGCCGCAUAAUUACCGUACUAUUGUUAGAACUAUUUCCAAGUAUGUCGAAGAAUCGACUUAUCAAACUGUAGAAGCAUUCGCUAUAACUGCUGCAAGGAUAGCAAUAACACAAUGUCUAGUUGAUAAAGUUACAGUUCGAGUGGAAAAACCAAGUGCUCUGGUCUUUGCCGAAUCUGCUGGAAUCGAAAUUACUAGAAGUCAGUCAGAUUUUGCAGAUGAGGCCAGACAUAUCUCACAACCUCAAUUAGAUUUUUUAAACGGAAAAAGGUUUAGAAAUUCACGUUCAACGAUUCCUGAACAGGCAGAAGUAAUAAAGUCUACACUCCCCAAAGAAUAUAAGCAUUUUGCUUUUAUUGGACUGGGAUCUAAUUUGGGUGAUCGUGUUAAAAAUAUUAAUGAAGCUUUACAACAAUUAGAAAAAAUAUGUAAAUGUAAAGUAUUGGAUACUUCGUUUUUAUAUGAGACUUCACCGAUGUAUGUAAUAGAUCAACCUAAUUUUUUGAAUGCCGCAUGUAAGAUCGCUACAAAUUUGAAUCCUGAAGAAUUAAUUAAAGAGCUCCAGGCUGUCGAACUAAAUUUGGGUCGAUCCCGAGAAAAUGCUAUCAGGAAUGGACCAAGAACAAUUGAUUUGGACAUUCUGUUCUAUGAUGAUAUUGAGUGUUCAACAGACACCUUAGUAAUACCACAUCCAUUAAUGCAUGAGCGAGAAUUUGUACUAAGACCUUUGUGUGACAUUGCAAAAAGAUUCGAGCAUCCAAAGCUUUAUAAAACAUGUGAACAAUUGCUCUCCCAAUAUUUAAAGUCACCUAAUUAUGAUAAAAAAAAUACUAUCUAUAAAGUCUUACCGAUUCAAAAUUCAAAAUGGAUUUGGAAUUCAAAAACAUAUAUAAUGGGUGUUAUCAACGUAACACCUGAUAGUUUUAGUGAUGGUGGGCAAUUCUAUUCAGUGGAAAGUGCAGUUUCUCACGCGGAAAAUCUAAUAGCGGAAGGUGCUGAUAUCCUUGACAUUGGUGGAAUGUCUACGAGACCAAAUGCUGAUGAAAUUCCCAUCGAAGAGGAGAUUGCACGUGUCAUUCCUGUCAUACAGGCAAUUCGUUCCAAAGGGAUUACAGAUAUACCUAUUUCUAUUGAUACUUAUCGUGCAACAGUUGCUGAAAAAGCGAUAGCAGCAGGUGCCAAUUUAAUAAACGAUGUUUCUGGUGGUCAAUUGGACUCGGAUAUGUAUCGCAUAAUGGCAAAAAUGAAUGUUCCGAUAUGUCUUCAACACACACGAGGGAACUCUAAAACUAUGACAAAGCUUACCCAAUAUGAAGAUAUUAUAACAGAUAUAUGUUCUGAACUUUUUGAGCGGGUUGAAAAAGCUAUCGAAGCUGGAGUCAAACGUUGGAACAUAAUUAUUGAUCCUGGUAUAGGUUUUGCAAAGAAUUAUGAACAGAGUUUUCAAAUACUUAAGCGAUUACAUGAACUUACAGGAAGAAAUAGUCCAUUUGAAGGGUUUCCUUGUCUGGUGGGACCAUCACGUAAAGGAUUUAUUGGCGAUGCAACGAAACAACCGGAUGCAAAGAAACGUGGGUGGGGUAGUGCGGCAGCAUGCACAGCUUCAAUCGCAGGUGGUGCUGAUGUAUUAAGAGUUCACGACGUAAAAGAAAUGGUUGAUGUCGCCAAGGUUUCAGACCGUAUUUGGAGGUGUUCUUUAGAAUAA
Molecule: messenger RNA, 2262 nt
Organism: Dentiscutata erythropus
Lineage: Eukaryota; Fungi; Glomeromycota; Glomeromycetes; Diversisporales; Gigasporaceae
Source: the annotation of a GenBank genome assembly